Moneuplotes crassus is the source of this 2436-nucleotide messenger RNA. The record is from the annotation of a GenBank genome assembly. Lineage: Eukaryota; Ciliophora; Spirotrichea; Euplotida; Euplotidae.
AAGAAAUGGAAGAACUGCAACGAAUUUAUAGUACAGAUCCUGAAACGACCAGCAUCUCAUUAUCAAAUUUCCAAAUAAAUGAUUUGGGUGAAUUGUUGCCUCUAUUAUCUCAGUUCAAGCACAUGAAGGCAUUGGACUUAUCGAAUAAUUCAAUUGAUGAAUUUCCUCAGAACCUGAGUAGCCUAUCUAGUUUAGAAGCACUGAACAUCAAUGGAAAUCUUCUGAAAGAUACUUAUUUUACGAUAGAGUGCUUAGCAUCAUUGCCCAAGUUGAUCUCACUGAAUAUAAACCUCAAUGAAGAGGAGCAAGUAGAUUAUAUCAUGAAUAAGCUUCCUGAACUACAAAUUCUGAACGAUCUCCAAGUUGAAAGAGAUGAAGAAGAGGAAGAAGAGGAGGAAGAUGAUGAUAAUGAGAGAGUACUCAUUCAGAAUGAAGUUUCCCAAUCUCAACAGCCUCCUCUUGAGGAAAUGGAUAAUCAUAUAAAUUCCAUUGAACCUCUUGAAAUCCCUCAACCAGGAGUAGGACCUCAACAGACACAUAAUGAAAGCGAGAAUAUAGAAGAAAACGAUAGUUUUGGCUCCUCUCCACAAAAAGAUGAUGAUAAAUCAAAUAUCCCUCUUGCUGAGCUUGAGAAAGUAGCUAUACUGUACGAUUCUAUCAGAGAUUUGCAUAAGAGAAAGAACCCAAGCAAAGAUCAAGAACUAGCAAGAGACUUUGAUCAUCAUUUGCAAAGAGUUAUGAAGAACUUAUACCAAUCUGUAAAGAACUCCAAUGUGCCUGAAACUAUUAAGAAAGUCAAUGGUUUCAAAGCUAAAUAUGACCUCUACGAUAUCUGAUUGACUAAGCUCAAUCAGUUGAUGGAGGAGAACCAACAAGAACAAAGCUCAAUCCUUCGAGAGAUUCAUUCCGGUGUUCAUAGCAUUGUUUCUGGAUUCUACGAUCACUUUAUGAUUGAAGAAUCUAACCAUAUCACAUUAGGAUCAAGCAAUUAUCUUGGGAGCCGCAUGCAAAUUGAUGAAGAUGACAAGGACAAAUAUGACAAAAUGCAACAAGAAAUCGACAGACUCAAUAAAGUUAACCAAGAAAUGAGAGCUGAUUUUAAUAAAGAAAAAGAAGAAAUGAAAUCAAAUAUUGACGGUUUGGAGAAAGAAAAUAAAGUAAUUCUGUCUAUGCUGAUCAAGCAUUCUAAAGGAGAACAGACAGGAGCUAAUCUUCUCAAGUCUCAGUUACCUCAUACAAGCAAUGCUAGGGAUGAAACAGGGGUUCCUCCAGCCUUCCAAGAAAGAACAACAGCUAGAGGUUUCCAAGAAUCUCCUCCAAAAAUUCCAAAAACAAAAGAAUUUACUUAUUCCAAAUACGGAGCUGGCAGCAAGAAGAAAACUCCAGCUGGGCCUCCUGCUGGAAAGAGGAAUUACAGAGGGGUUGGAGGCAACGUAGGGCAAACCCAAAUGCGAAACCUGUCACUCAAGCAACUCAACGACCUCAUCAAUGAUAUCUACGAAAAGAAGCUCAAAUAUGAUCAGAAAUGUGAGGAAGAUAAGCUUCCUAGAGAAACAAUGGAGCAGUACAUGUACACUUACUUGAAUCAAAGAUAUGGCCUCAAAAGUUUGAUUAUUGAAUGGGCUGCCUCCAUCAUCAAUGGAAUCAAAAAAUAUUCCAAAGAAGACCAUUCGAUCAGCCUCUAUGGAAAGAUCCUUAGGAAUGAAUGUGAUGAAGAGUUCAGAUUCAUCCAGAAGCAUGUUAGAGAGACCCUUGAUAUCUCUUUAAGACAGAUACUUAAGGAUAGGUUCCCAAAUAAAUCAGAGCAAGGAGUUCAAGAGUUAUUCGACCAAAUUACCAAAGGUUUUAUUGACGAUUAUUACUGGGCUAGAAUCAUAGAAAGAAUGUAUGAUGAGCAAGACUGAUACACUCUUGAAGAAAUGUUCAGGACCGUAAUCCAAAACAGACAACAAAGAAGAUACUCUGCCAAAGAGACUAGAAGUAAAUAAGAGGAAAAUGACAAGAGAAGAACGUCUCGCUCUCGUGUCUCAGAAGGACUCUGAUAAACUAAUGUUCAGCGAAUUUACUAAGGCAGUGCUUGACUUCCAACUAAGAGAGCAUGAGAAGUUCCUCUACAAGUUCAUUGUAAUAUUCAAGCAAAUAGAUACUGACAAUAAUGGAGUAAUUAACGAGGAUGAAUUUGUUGACCUUGUCAAAAGAAUGAGAGUUUGAGAGGAAAAUGAAGAAGAUAUUAACAAGUUCUUAGAAAUUGUAGACCCUUACAACAACCAAGAAAUAACAUUUUCAGAAAUAGUCCACCUGUUCUCUGCUCAUAUGGUGAGUGCUAACGAUCCUCUUGACCCUGAUAAGGAGAUACCAAUCCUUGAAAAGUUUGCUAAAGCAGAAAGUUAUGGAGAAAAUUAGACAGUCGAAAUAAAUAUUUCAAUUUAGUUCGUC